AUGGAUGGUGAACUGCAGCAGACACUUGAGGGCCACUCCGAUUAUGUUCGGUCAGUGGCCAUCUCACCAGAUGGUCGAUUGCUGGCAUCUGGGUCUGAUGACAAGACCAUCAAGCUCUGGGAUCCCGCCACAGGUGAGCUGUGGCUGACUCUUAAGGGCCAUUCUGAUUUUAUUCUGUCAAUGGCCUUCUCACCAGAUGGCCAACUGCUUGCAUCUAGCUCAGCGGAUAAGACUAUUAAGCUUUGGGAACCUUCCACGGGUGAACUGCAGCAGACACUUAAGGGCCACUCUGAUUAUGUUCAGUCAGUGGCCUUCUCACCAGAUGGUCAAUUGCUGGCAUCUGGCUCUGAUGACAAGACCAUCAAGCUGUGGGAUUUCAUCACAGUGGCCUUCUCACCAGAUGGUCAACUGCUGGCAUCUGGCUCUGCCGACAAAACUGUUAAACUCUGGGAUCCCGCCGUAGGUGAGGAGUGGCAGACCCAUGAGGGCCAUUCUCAUUGGGUUCAGUCAGUAGCCUUCUCGCCGGACGGUCUACUGCUGGCAUCAGGCUCCCUUGACAUGACCACAAAGCUCUGGGAUCCUAGUACGGGUGAGCAACGGCAGACCCUCGAGGGCCAUACUCGUUGGGUCCGGUCAGUGGCCUUCUCACCAGAUGGUCAACUACUGGCAUCCGGCUCUGAUGAUAAGACCAUAAAGCUUUGGGAUCCUGCCACAGUUAGACAGCAGCAAAACUUCAAAGGCCAUUCUGAUCAUGUUCUGACAGUGGCCUUCUCACCGGACGGCCAACUGCUGGCAUCCGGCUCUGCUGACAAAACUAUCAAGCUCUGGGACCCAACCACAGGUGAACAGCAGCAGACCCUCGAAGGCCAUUCUCAUUAUGUCCAGUCAGUAGCCUUCUCACCAGAUGGCCAACUCCUGGUAUCAACUUCCGAUGACAUGAGCCUCAAGCUCUGGGAGCCUGCUACAGGUGAACUGCGGUGGACCCUCAAGGGCCAUUCUGAUAAUAUUCUAUCAGUGGCCUUCUCACCAAAUGGCCAACUACUGGCAUCUAGCUCUAGAGAUAUGGCUAUCAAGCUCUGGGAUCCUACCACGGGUGAACUGCGGCAGACCCUUAGAGGCCAUAGUCAUUGGGUUCGGUCAGUAGUCUUUUCACCAAAUGGCCAACUGCUGGCAUCUGGCUCUGAUGACAAGACCAUUAAGCUCUGGGAUCCUACCACAGGUGAACUGCAGCAGAAUCUCCAGGGUCAUUCUGAUUGGGUUCUGUCAGUAGCCUUUUCACCAGAUAGUAGACUGCUGGCAUCUGGCUCUGAUGACCAUACCAUCAAGCUCUGGGAUCCUACCACGGGUGAGCUGCGGCAGACUCUCGAAGGCCAUUCCCAUUGGGUUUUAUCAGUGGCCUUUUCACCAGACGGCCAACUGCUGGCAAGCUCUGAUGAUAGGACCAUCAAGCUUUGGGACCCAACUACGGGUGAGCAGCGCCAGACUCUCGAAGGACGUUCCAGUUGGGUCUGGUCAAAUAUCAAUACAAUUAUAUCUGUACUAGAAAGCCAGUGGAUUUGUCUUCAGGGAAAAAAGGUAUUAUGGCUUCCACAAGGCUAUCGCGUCAUUUGCUUUGCAGUAAACAAUGGGACCCUUGCUCUUGGUCAUGCAUCUGGACGAGUCUCCUUUGUCGCAAUAUUUUAA
Aspergillus udagawae is the source of this 1683-nucleotide messenger RNA. Its product is annotated as WD40 repeat domain-containing protein. Bases 1 to 1683 code for a protein of 560 amino acids. Lineage: Eukaryota; Fungi; Ascomycota; Eurotiomycetes; Eurotiales; Aspergillaceae. Gene Ontology annotation, molecular function: protein binding. The transcript has 3 exons. The record is from RefSeq and is a predicted model, not a curated record.